AUGAAUUCUUUAGCAUUGUGUUCCCUUUGCCUGUUUCUCAUUGCUCAGUCUCCUUGGUUAACAAAUGCUACAGUGUUUGGUGAUGGUUCCGACCUAAUUGGCCAGAUUUGCAAUGAAAACCCAGAGAAGAAGAUUGAAUGCACGAAUAUUCUAAGAGCAGAUCCUACAGUCCUGGGUGCAAAAAAUCUUCUUCAACUUUCGGAGGCAAUCUUGAACUUGGCCGUGAAUAAGACAGAAAAAGCUGAAGAUUUUCUAAAGGGAUUGGCGAACACAACAGAUGUUCCGGCCAUUGCAAAUUGUGCACUUUAUUAUGAAAAUGCGGUUGAACGCUUUAUGAGUUCUUUGCAAGUGUUGAAACACCAAGAUCUUGAAGUGGCUAACUAUUUGGCCGCCAUUGCUGGUGAUGAACCAUCGUCAUGUGAGACAGAAUUGAGUGCUGCACAUAUUGUUAACCAUGCAAUUUCUGCUGUUAACCACCAAACAAAUGUUCCGGCCAUUGCAAAUUGUGCACUUUAUUAUGAAAAUGCGGUUGAACGCUUUAUGAAUUCUUUGCAAAAGUUGAAAUGCCAAGAUCUUAAAGUGGCUAACUAUUUGGCCGCCAUUGCUGGUGAUGAACCAUCGUCAUGUGAGACAGAAUUGAGUGCUGCACAUAUUGUUAACCAUGCAAUUUCUGCUGUUAACCACCAAACAAGUUUGCUUAGCUAUAUUGCAUUCGUAGCCACAGGGAAACUUUCCACACUUCCACACGAACAAGAAGCUUCAGGAGGAAGUGGCGAUAAUCCCGUCGAAGAGGCUAAGGAACAAGAUCGCGGGGUUCUCGACGGCAUCUCCCUCAAGCUCCAGGAGGAGGAGCGCAAGCGCCGCAUGGACUUCGUCCCCGGCCGAUUGACGUCUCCGCCAUCAACACCAACCACAUCGAGGUCGACAAGGAAACCCACGACAUGCUCCACUCCCUCGAUGAUAAAUAACACAAUGGGUGAAGGUAAUACUAGUACUAGAGAUAUGAGCACCAUAAAUAACACAAUGGGGGAAGGUAGUACUAGUACUAGAGAUAUGAGCACCGAUAAAAUAAAUGUUGAUUUAAAUGAAUAUCCAAUUGAAGAUAUUUCUUUAGAGAAUGGUUAUUCAGGAACAGUUAGUGAACAUUUUGAUCAUGAUAUUGUGGCAAAUGAUGUAUUAGAAGUUGAGGAAAUUGAAACUUAUGAGAAAGAAAAUAUUGUGUCUUCUAGUCAGAAUAUUGAGAUAAAUGAAUUUGCAGAAGAAGUUGAUAGAGAUGAAACUUAUAAUGAGACAAAUAUUGUUCCUUUUGUUGGUCAAAUUUUUCUUAGCGAGGAAGAAGCAUUUGCAUUUUAUAAGAGGUAUGCAUAUCAGCAUGGGUUCUCUGUUCGAAAAGGUAGAUUCAUCAAACGAAAUGGAAUUAUGAGGAGGCGUGAUUUUUUUUGCCAUCGUGAGGGUAGAAGCUCGUUGAAAAUCAUAGAACCAUUAAAAGAACAGAGAAACAGAGAAUCAACAAGGUGUGAAUGUAAAGCUUAUUUAAGAAUUUCAUUGCAGAAGUCUCAUGAUAUAUUUCCAAGUGAGUGGCGAGUUACAAAGUUUGUUGUUGAACAUAACCAUGUUUUGCUAACCCAAUCAGAAGUGCGUUUUUUACCGGCUAACCGAACUAUCUCUGAAGAUGAUAUUGAACGCAUUUUCUUGUUAAAAGAAGGGGGGCUUUUAGUUAGACAAUUGAUGCGUGUCAUAGAAUUAGAGAAAAAUGUGAAGCAUGGUUAUCUUCCAUUUAUUGAAAGGGACAUUCGUAAUCUUUUUGUGAAAACCAAGAAAAAAGUUGAAAGAAAUGAUGCCAAAGAUCUUCUCAAGUACUGUGAGGAUGCAAAAAAGAGUUGCUCUAAAUUUCAGUAUGCAUAUACACUUGAUGAAGAGAGAAGGUUAGAGCAUAUUUUUUGGUCUCCUGCUUCUUGCUCUGAUUGGUACCAAAAAUAUGGUGAUGUUGUUGUGUUUGAUACUACAUACAAGGUCAAUUCUUAUGAAAUGCCAUUUGGGAUUUUUGUGGGUAUGAAUAGUCAUGGGAAGACUGUACUUUUUGGUUGUGCACUCUUACGAAAUGAAACAAUAUCUGCAUUUCGUUGGUUAAUGAAGACUUUUAUAUCUUUGAUGAAGAAGCCACCAAAGACUAUACUAACGGAUCAAGAUCCAUGGAUGAAAGAAGCAAUUUCAAAAGACUUGCCAUCAACAAAACAUAGUUUUUGCAUAUGGCACAUCACUUUUAAGUUUAGUAGUUGGUUUAAUGCUAUACUUCGGGACAAAUAUUCAAAAUGGUGUUCUGAUUUUUACGAGUUGUAUAAAUUGGAGACAUGUGAAGAAUUUGAGCAUCAAUGGCCAAAAGUUGUUGCUAAGUAUAACUUGCAGUCAAAUAAACAUGUGAAAGGAUUGUAUGAAAUCAGGAAUUACUGGGCACUCGCUUAUCUUCGUGACCAUUUCUUUGGUGGGAUGACAACUACCGGAAGAUCAGAGAGUAUUAAUGCAUUUAUUAAAAGAUUUAUAAAUUCUCACACAAGUUUAAGUGACUUUACAAAGCAGGUUGAUGUAGCGAUUGAUGAUAUUAAGCAAAAAGAAGACCAUGACAUAAUGUUAGAAAAGUGCAAAAGAAUUAACUUGAAGCUUAUGUCACCCUUGCAAGAGCAAGCUCAUGGUGUUCUUACAAGAUUUGCUUUUCAGAAGUUUCAAGAGGAGUUUGAAAGGUCCACCCAAUAUUCAAUUCAUCAUGAAAAUGGUAAUGAAUUUGUGUUGCGGUAUUAUAAAGAUGCUAAUAGUAGAAAACACAUGGUCUUUUGGGAUGGUAAAAUAGCUACAUGUAGUUGCAAGUAUUUUGAGUUUUGGGGUAUAUUAUGUCGUCACAUUCUCAGUAUUUUUCUUCAUAAAGAUUGUCAUGAAAUCCCUUCUAACUACUUGCCGUCACGAUGGCGGCUUCAAACAUCACAUGACGAUGAUGAAGUAGAUCCCCAACAAGUCAAUGUUGUCUUUGAGGAACAAGUCGAUGUUGUUCACUGUCCUCCACCUUCCAAAACAAAAGGUCGUCCCAAACGAAGACGUCUUAAAGGUGGAAAAGAGCUAUCACAUAACAUGAAUACUUGUGGAUUGUGCAAAGAUGUAGGACAUAAUAUUGUUACAUGUCCUCUAAAAGAAAAUACUCAAUUUUCUGGUCACACAAACAAGAAGAAAAAAAUUUGUAAAGAUGCAAAUUUAAAUCCAAUUCUUCUUCCAAAAGUUUAGGUACAUAUUUUUUCAUUUCAUUUAUUAAAUUCUUUAGAUUUCUAGUUUAAUA
Glycine soja is the source of this 3322-nucleotide messenger RNA. Its product is annotated as protein FAR1-RELATED SEQUENCE 11-like. Gene Ontology annotation, molecular function: enzyme inhibitor activity; zinc ion binding. The coding region runs from base 1 to 3270 and encodes 1089 amino acids. The transcript has 6 exons. Gene Ontology annotation, biological process: regulation of DNA-templated transcription. The record is from RefSeq and is a predicted model, not a curated record. Lineage: Eukaryota; Viridiplantae; Streptophyta; Magnoliopsida; Fabales; Fabaceae.